Aegilops tauschii subsp. strangulata is the source of this 2235-nucleotide messenger RNA. Its product is annotated as NADP-dependent malic enzyme, chloroplastic. The record is from RefSeq and is a predicted model, not a curated record. NCBI's taxonomy places the organism in Eukaryota, Viridiplantae, Streptophyta, Magnoliopsida, Poales, Poaceae. Gene Ontology annotation, molecular function: NAD binding; malate dehydrogenase (decarboxylating) (NADP+) activity. Gene Ontology annotation, biological process: malate metabolic process; pyruvate metabolic process. Gene Ontology annotation, cellular component: chloroplast.
CCCUCCUCUCUGCCUGGCGGGCCCUCCCCGGCGGCCACGGGCGUCGGGGUCGCCUCCUAUAAAUAGGCAGCGCUGCUCCCUCCCGUCUCCACACCAUCCACCGCAUCCCAUCCCAGGACAUUAAAAAAGGACAAGAGCUCGAUUCAAAUCCAAUCCUGCGCUACGUAUCGCGCUUCUUCCGUCCGUGCGUUCGUUCCGAGGCCGAGAGUUUGAGGAGAUGGCCGGCGGCGGUGUCGAGGACGUCUACGGCGAGGACAGGGCCACCGAGGAGCAGCUCAUAACGCCAUGGUCAUUCUCCGUCGCAAGUGGGCACCAGCUUCUGAGGGACCCCCGGCACAACAAGGGGCUGGCCUUCUCCGAGGCGGAGCGCGACGCGCACUACCUCCGGGGCCUGCUCCCGCCGGCCAUCGUCUCCCAGGAGCACCAGGAGAAGAAGAUCAUGCACAACCUCCGCAGUUACACCGUGCCCCUGCACCGCUACAUCGCCAUGAUGGACCUCCAGGAGAGGAACGAGAGGCUCUUCUACAAGCUCCUCAUCGACAACGUCGAGGAGCUGCUCCCCGUCGUCUACACGCCCGUCGUCGGCGAGGCCUGCCAGAAGUACGGCAGCAUCUACCGCCGCCCGCAGGGGCUCUACAUCAGCCUCAAGGACAAGGGCAAGGUGCUCGAGGUGCUCAAGAACUGGCCUGAGAGGAGCAUCCAGGUCAUUGUCGUCACCGACGGCGAGCGCAUUUUGGGGCUCGGAGAUCUGGGCUGCCAGGGUAUGGGUAUUCCGGUUGGCAAACUGUCUCUGUACACCGCCCUCGGAGGAGUUCGCCCAUCAGCUUGCCUGCCAAUUACGAUCGAUGUUGGCACCAACAACGAGACAUUGCUCAACGACGAGUACUACAUCGGGCUCCGUCAACGGCGUGCUACCGGCGAGGAAUACCAUGAGCUUCUUCAAGAGUUCAUGAAUGCAGUCAAGCAAAACUACGGCGAGAAAGUCCUGGUCCAGUUUGAGGACUUUGCCAACCACAAUGCAUUCGAUUUGCUCGCAAAGUACAGCAAGAGCCAUCUCGUCUUCAACGAUGAUAUUCAGGGCACAGCAUCAGUGGUCCUCGCAGGCCUCUUGGCGGCCCUGAGGAUGAUCGGUGGAGGCCUUGUGGAUCAGACUUACCUCUUCCUUGGUGCUGGAGAGGCUGGAACUGGCAUUGCAGAACUCAUUGCUCUUGAGAUGUCGAAACACACUGAACUCCCGGUGGACGACUGCCGCAAGAAGAUCUGGCUGGUGGACUCCAAGGGUCUGCUUGUCGAGUCCAGGAAAGAGUCUCUGCAGCACUUCAAGAAGCCGUUCGCUCAUGAGCAUGAAGAACUGAAGACCCUGCUGGAGGCCGUCCAGUCCAUCAAGCCGACCGUGCUGAUUGGAACCUCCGGCGUCGGGAAGACCUUCACCCAGGAAGUGAUCGAGGCCAUGGCCUCCUUCAACGAGAAACCCGUCAUCUUCUCGCUGUCGAACCCGACGUCGCACUCGGAGUGCACGGCCGAGGAGGCCUACACCUGGAGCAAGGGCACGGCGGUGUUCGCGAGCGGCAGCCCGUUCGACCCCGUGGAGUACGAGGGGAAGACGUUCGUGCCCGGGCAGUCCAACAACGCCUACGUGUUCCCCGGCUUCGGCCUCGGCGUCGUCAUCUCCGGCGCCAUCCGCGUCCACGACGACAUGCUCCUCGCCGCCUCGGAGGCGCUGGCGGAGGAGGCGACCCAGGAGAACUUCGACAAGGGGCUUAUCUUCCCGCCCUUCACCAACAUCCGCAAGAUCUCGGCCAGCAUCGCCGCCAAGGUGGCCGCCAAGGCCUACGACCUGGGUCUGGCCAGCCGGCUGCCGCGGCCGGACGACCUGGUCAAGUACGCCGAGAGCUGCAUGUACACCCCGCUCUACCGCAGCUACAGGUGAGCGUGGCGGCAGUUUUGCGGCGAGGACGGACGGAGUCAUCAACCAAUAAAGUCAAUCUCCUUCCCCCACAUGCCAACCAGCUCAAGCUUCAGCGACGCAACCUAAAACAUAGGCUUGUUUUCUUCUGUGUCCGUCUAUGCGUAUGUGUACUCUUGUGCUGUUCUACUUUGCUUUGCUGUACUGUAAUGUACUGUUUACGGGAGCACGGCACGCACCUGUCUAUCUGUGUCGAGGUGCGCCAUCGUCGUCGUCGAUUCUUUUGUCAGAUUGAGUUAAACGAGUGAAUAGUUUGAUGAUUUGUGUUA